Molecule: messenger RNA, 1422 nt
Organism: Exophiala bonariae
Lineage: Eukaryota; Fungi; Ascomycota; Eurotiomycetes; Chaetothyriales; Herpotrichiellaceae
Exons: 2
Coding region: 1-1422 (473 amino acids)
Molecular function (GO): S-adenosylmethionine-dependent methyltransferase activity
Source: RefSeq, a predicted model, not a curated record
AUGGCUCUACGUUGUUCCCUCGUCGGCAUAGCCUUGAGCAUUGUUGUCGCGUAUGGCCUCUAUAUCGCUUUAGGAAUCAAUGGACUGAGUGCGACAUCGAGCAAUGUUCAACAAUAUAAGACUCUCUUGCCUACAGGCCACCGUCACGCCGAUACUGGAGUUUUCCACGCCAAGCAUCAAGCCCCAGGCACAGUAGCAGGAGGGAUACCCGACUUACCCACGAGCUCCCAGCGACAGGAAGAACAAAGAGCGAUAUUACUUGCACAGCUCCAGAGCAGCCGAUCGUCCGUCGCUGGUCGGAAGGGUUCGAGAUACCGCCUCCUAACGGCACUCUAUGGGUUUUGCAGAUACGAGGAGGUGAAUUUCAACGAGGUCGAGCGUGUGGAAAGUCUCUAUGCUAAGGUUCCCAGCUCGCAGCGCAAGAUGAUAGAACGAGGACUCAAUUAUACCUCCAAUUUCGCAAAGGCUCGAGAACUCUUCUCGCUGAACAGACACCUGGUGGACGAUAUCGUUAGACAUGCUCUGGAAUACUAUGAGCUCUCCGAGGACGAGUUAAAUACCUUUAUCAAUGUUGUCGAGAGUGACAAGGAAAAUGCAUUGAGGCCUGACCGGACAUCCGUCUCCCAAGCGCUCAAGCACGUGGUGCGAGAGUGGUCACUCGACGGCCAACACGAACGACUCGCAACAUUCCCUUGCGUGCUUGGAACUCUCCAGGAACUUUGUGCAGGCCCCGUUGAUCGUGCAGCAGGCAUCCCCGUCAAAGUCCUCCUUCCAGGCGCUGGGCUCAACAGACUCGCCCACGAGAUCGCCUCCCUCGACAGCCUGAGCUCGCGACUCGAGGUGACCACCAAUGAAUUUUCACCCUACAUGAACACCGUGUAUCAAUAUCUCCUGACCCUGCAGAUCCAUUCUUCCCUCUACUUCCACCCAUACCCGGACAACUGGUCACAUCAACCCACGCUCGCCGAACUGCACCGCGGUGUACACGCACCUGACAUUCUUCCGUCCCACACCAAGGCGAACGUGACCCUCGUCGAAGGAGACUUCACGCAAGCCUUCCACGCGCGGCAAUGGACAGCCAGCCAAGACGUGCUGAUCACGCACUUCUUCAUCGACACGGCGCGCAACCUGUUCUCGUACCUCGAGACCAUCCACCGCCUUCUCAAGCCCGGCGGAAUCUGGAUCAACGUCGGCCCGUUGCUGUGGAGCCACAAUGCCCAGUUACAGCUGUCGCUGGAAGAGGUGGUCAAGUUGAGCGAGUCCGUUGGAUUCGAGUUCCUCGAGUCCCAUGCCCGCUGCGGUGAUAGGACGCUGCCCCAGCUGACCGUGAGAAGCAUCUACGCCCCGUAUGGGUUCAAUCACAGGACUUUGAGUCAGAAUGCUUACAAGGCACAAUUCUGGGUUGCAAGGAAGGGGAGAUGA